Fukomys damarensis (Damara mole-rat) is the source of this 1328-nucleotide messenger RNA. It is a transcript of the gene Ms4a13, whose product is annotated as membrane spanning 4-domains A13. Bases 221 to 745 code for a protein of 174 amino acids. The record is from RefSeq and is a predicted model, not a curated record. The transcript has 7 exons. Gene Ontology annotation, cellular component: plasma membrane. Lineage: Eukaryota; Metazoa; Chordata; Mammalia; Rodentia; Bathyergidae. Gene Ontology annotation, biological process: cell surface receptor signaling pathway.
CAAGAGGAGCGCCGUUGCCUAGGAGACCCUGUUCCCUGGGCGCCUGGGGACCAGGAGGUUGGACUUCGCCACCUCUGUGAUGCCACUCGGCAGGGUGCGGGCACCCAGCACUGAGGGCCACCCAGGCGGGACUUCCCUCUUCAGCCUGGGCACCGAAGUUUGAUAAUACAGACAUCGCCAAAGAUUAGAAACAAAAUCAACUAGAGGAAGUGCUGAUAGUAUGGCGUGUGGGAGUACACAAAUCUCUAGAGCAGACAGUUUUGUUUUAGGGACUAUCCAGAUUAUGCUUGGCAUCUUUAAUGUUUUAAUGUGGUAUUUCCUGCUGGUUUUAUAUAUGGGACAAAUUAAAGGAGUCUUUGGGAAAUACGAACCUUUAACGUACAAAACAGGAUGCACACUGUGGGGAGUUUUUUUUAUCUUAUCGGGAGCUUGCAUAAUAAAAGCAACAAAGAAUCCAACGCGAAGCCUGAUUGUGUCUUCUUUGAGCCUGGAUAUUUUAUGCAUGAUUGUUACGUUGAUUGCAAUAAUUCUGACAGUGGUGGAGUUGUCUAAAUUUCACUCUGUAUCAUAUAAGAAUUACGGACAAGCGAAACUGGGGAGGGAAGUUUCACGUGUGUUAAUUACCGUCUACCACCUGGAAUUCUGUGUUGCCCUUACACACUCGAUCUUCAUGUGUGCCAGUUUGAGUCGAAGACACAGCAGUGUUUCCACACCUGUUACAGAGGAGGCUGAAAGUGCUAUGUGAGAACCUUAGAAAUGUGAGAUUUUUACUGAUGCUGAUACCUGGUGUGGGUGCUCUGAUAUUUUGGUACAACAAAACUGCUGCAAAACCUGCAGAUUUUGUGCAAAAGAAAAUACAAAGCAAGUUAAAUUUUCCUCCUCAACAGUUAAGAAGUUUCUAUAUGCACUUCUCUACGCUCAAAGGAUGUGAUUAUUACAAAGAAGAAUUUGUUAUCUAGAUCAUAUGAAUAGUUGUCAACAUUCCACAAACUUGUGUAAAACACUCUAAAACACACUUUUUCUCUAGAGUGCAGGCUAUAAAGACUGCAAGUGUGAUGUUGUGUAACUCACAAGAAAAUAUGUCUCCCUAUGAGCAAAAACCAUAUUUCAUGUUCUAAGUCUGUCAAUGGAACUAGCUUCUCCCUUAACAAAGUAUGACAAAGAGGGCCGGGGAUUUGGCUCAGUGGUUCAGCCGCCUGCCUCGCCAAGUAGAAGGGCUGGAGUGCGAUCCCCGGUACAAAAAAUAAAAACAAAGUAUGACAAAGGCUGCUGAUUCAGUCUGUGGUUGCUCCUUGACUUUCACCUCUCCACAUUAAAAUUCCUUUCUG